AUGCCCAAUCACCAGGGCCUCACCCCCUUCAAGCUGGCUGGAGUGGAGGGCAACACUGUGAUGUUCCAGCACCUGAUGCAGAAGCGGAAGCACAUCCAGUGGACAUGCGGGCCGCUGACCUCCACCCUCUACGACCUCACAGAGAUCGACUCCUGGGGAGAGAAUGUGUCCUUUCUAGAGCUCGUGGUCUCUUCCAAGAAGCGGGAGGCUCGCCAGAUCCUGGAACAGACCCCUGUGAAGCAGCUGGUGAGCUUCAAGUGGAAGAAAUAUGGGCGGCCGUAUUUCUACAUCUUGGGUACCUUGUACGUGCUCUACAUGAUCUGCUUCACCAUGUGCUGCAUCCAUCGUCCCCUCAAGUCCCGCUGUAGCAACCGCACAAAUUCCCGAGACAUCACCAUCCUCCAACAGAAACUGCUCCAGGAGGCCUACGUGACUCAGCAGGAUAAAAUCCGGCUGGUGGGGGAGCUGAUGACUGUCUUUGGGGCUGUGGUCAUCCUGUUACUGGAGAUCCCAGACAUCUUCAGGGUUGGUUUCUCUCGCUAUUUCAGACAGACUGUCCUCGGGGGGCCUUUCCACGUCAUCACCAUCACCUACGCCUCCCUGGUGCUGGUGACCAUGGUGAUGCGGCUCACCAGCACCAGCGGGGAGGUGGUGCCCAUGUCCUUCGCGCUGGUGCUGGGCUGGUGCAGUGUCAUGUACUUUGCCCGAGGAUUCCAGAUGCUGGGCCCCUUCACCAUCAUGAUCCAGAAGAUGAUUUUUGGAGACCUGCUGCGUUUCUGCUGGCUGAUGGCUGUGGUUAUUCUGGGAUUCGCCUCAGCGUUCUUUAUCAUCUUCCAGACAGAGGACCCAUCCCGUCUGGGCCAGUUCUAUGACUACCCCACGGCGCUGUUCAGCACCUUUGAGCUUUUCCUCACCAUCAUCGAUGGCCCCGCCAACUAUGAUGUGAACUUGCCCUUCAUGUUUAGCAUUGUCUACUUUGCCUUCGCCAUCAUCGCCACGCUGCUCAUGCUCAACCUGUUCAUCGCCAUGAUGGGCGACACACACUGGCGGGUGGCCCAUGAACAGGAUGAGCUCUGGAGGGCCCAGGUUGUGGCCACCACGGUGAUGCUGGAGAGGAAGAUGCCUCGCACCCUGUGGCCUCGCUCUGGCAUCUGUGGGUACAAGUACGGGCUGGGAGACCGCUGGUUCCUGCGAGUUGAGACCAAUCAAGAUCAGAAUGCGUUUCGAGUGCGUCGGUAUGUGGAAGCUUUCAAGGGCUCAGACAAGGAGGAAGGACAAGAGAGUCUUUCUGAGAAGCAGCCCUCAGUGGUUGAAAGUGGGAUUCUAGCCAGAGCCUCCCUGGCUCUCCCAACUCCUUCCCUGUCCCGGACCACGUCUCGAAGCAGCAGCAGUCACCGGGGCUGGGAGAUCCUUCGUCGCAAUACCCUGGGACACUUGAAUCUCGGGCUGGACCUUGGGGAGGGGGAUGGAGAGGAGAAUGUCUACCAUCUGUGACUGGGACCCCUGUUACUCUUGUCCCGCCUCCAGGUAGUUCUGGGUGGGGGCAGAGAGGGAGACAUCGCCUGUGCAAGUAUCUGACUUCCGUGCUUGUUAAUCGUGGGAGGGGUGGACAGAGUAAGUCUUAAAGGUCGUGUCUUCCCUUCACAUCAGCAUAUCUGGGGAUGAGCAAAGGACCCCACACAUCUUCUGGCUUCUUGGAAGUUCCACAUCUUGGGAAAGAAGGUACCUUUUUGAGCAAAGUUAGAUUUGGCAACUAAGGACACAAGGUAGGGGUGCUAGACCCCUGACCGGGCUCUCUCCAUUUCUGCCCCACGUGGCGCUAGCUCCUCAGCUGUGGCGCCUCCCUGGUUGCACAGGGCUUAUAAUGUGGGAGGAGCCAGGCACGGCAUUGAGCGUUUCACCUUCUCCUGCGCCCCGUACGACUCUUUCUCCUAACAACCAAGCCCCAACUAGAAAAUUGCAAAAAAAAGGUUCUUUAUCCUUCAUUUAAAAAAAGUGUACUGUAUAAUAAGAUACGCAUAAUAUAAAAUUUACCAUUUUAACUCUUUUUAGGUGUACCAUUCAGUGGCAUUAAGUACAGUCACAUUGUUGGGUAUCCAUCACCACUAUUCAUCUAUGGAAUUUUUUCGACUGAAACUCUUGUAUCCAUUAACUAUUAACCUCCAUUACCCCCUCUCCAAAGCCCCUGAUAAGCAGUAUUCUGCUUUCUGCCUAUGACUUUGAUGGCAUUAGGUGCCUCAUGUAAGUGGAAUCGUACAAUAUUAGUCCUACUGUGCCUGGCUCGUUUGACUUAGCGUCAUGCUUUCAAGAUUCAUCCUUGCAGAACAUGAGCCAGAACUGCAUUUCUUUUAGAGGUCGAAUAAUAUUUUAUUGUAUGUACCUACCACAUUGUGUUUAUCCGUUGAUCUACUGAUGGACAUUUGAGCUGUUUUUACCUUUGGCUGUCGUGAGGAAUACUGCUAUGCCCAUUGGUACCCAACGACCCGUUCCUGCUAUUAAUUCCUUUGGGCCUGUAAUUAGAAGUGGAAUGGCUUAAUCUUAUGGCGAUUUGAUGUUUAAUUUUUUGAGGAACUGACAUACUCUUUUCCACAGCAGCUGUACUGUUUUACAUUUCGUCAAGCAAUGCACAGGCUUCCAAUUUCUCCACAAUCUCACCAACCCUAGUUAUUCUGUUUUUUUGUUUUUUGUUUUUUUGAUAAUAGCCAAUCUGAUGGUUACGCAGUGGUAUGUGAUUGUGGUUUUGAUUUGCAUUUCCCCAGUGACCAACAAUAUUGAACGUCUUUUCUCAGGCCUAUUGGCCACUUGUAUAUCCUUUUUCUUGGAGAAAUGUCUCUUCAAAUCCUUUGCCCAGUUUUUGAUUUGUUUGGGUUUUGGUUUUUUUUUUUUUUUUUUUUUUUGGUGGAGGGAGCUGUUAUUUUUUGAGUUGUCUUAUCCCGGCUUUUUGAGACUCGGAGUCUGAAGUGUUUGCAUCUCAUUUGCAUCCUGGUGUGAAUUUUAAAUAUGUGUAGUAAAUUAUUUCCUUCCUAUGCUUGGAUGGCACCAUCAUUUAUUUCAUGGGACUGUUCCUGACCUGUCCCUCAAGUUGCCCGUUAGCAGCAGCUAAUUAUCCACAAGUCUGGAGGUAGCAAACUCUUGGCUGCGUCUCCUGCCACAGCCAUCCUCCACCCCCAUCUCCCUUUGCCCUUGUGCUGGGCUGUGGGGGGUACAGCAACAACACAGCAUGGGCCAUCCCUUUCUAGGAAGGAAAUUGGGAAACUAGGUGUCCAGGGCACCCAUUACAGCCCCACCCUGGUCUCCAGUGCUAACAUCACCCCCACCAAAAAGCCGUAACAACUUCUAACAGGACUGUGGUCUGGAAUAGCAAAAAAGGUAAGUGAUCUGUGAGACCGCAGGCAGGUUCAUCCAGAUACUCACUCAAUGCCCAGAUGAGCUUGGAGCGCGGAGCGGUCACACAGUUGUGCAUGCACACGCUCACACGCACACCGGAACACAAGUGGUAUGGUUCCUAAACGUGCUCAGUUGGGGUGAUUCCCCUGAUUUUCCUUCCCAGCGGAAGCGCCCCCUCUCCUGUGUAAAGCCCUACUCCCAUCCGUGUUCCAGAUGCGGUUCCCCUUCUGUCUUCAGGCAGCUGUGUUCAUCCCUCUGCCCCCUGACUCUUCUCAUUCUUGUAUCUUCAGCCUCCCUCUCCCCACUGGCGAUACCAGUCAGCACAUGACCUGGCUCUGCUCUUUCCCAUCUUCAGAGACAUUGUAAUCGCCCUCUCUCAACUCCCAUUUCUCCUUUCACCUCCUGCCCUGUCUUUUUACUCCAUCCUGAGGGCCAGACUUCUUAAAUGAAGAUUCCAUUGUCUACUGACACUGAGUCCUCACCCCACUGUGAUCUGACCUGGCCUCUCCACACUGCUGAUAGCAUUCUCAGCAAGGUGACCUACCUGUCCCUAAGCCCACUGAACGGUUGAGUCUUGCGCAAACUCUCUGUAGCGUUCAGAUGUUCGUCAACCACUCACCACUUCUCAGCCUGUCUGGUGCCACCCCCGCCACCACUCCAUUUCAUUUCUACCAACUCCUUCAAUAUUUUUGGUCCACAAAGCUCUCUGUUUCCCUCACCACCUGGGAAGUUCUGGCUCCCAUCCAUAGAUGGUAUUGACACACAUUAAGAUUCCUGAUCCUUUAUCUUCACUUUAGAUCUGUCUCCUGAGCUCUAGGCACCAGCAGCUUGGAUGCCUAUCUGUUGGACAGCUCUAGCAGGAUAUUUCACAGGCACCUCAAACUCAACAUGUCCCAAACUGAACAGCUUUUUUUCCUCACCAAACCUGCUCCUCCACCAGCAUGUCCAACCAAAUAAGCAGACAAAAUUGCCUAAGCCAGACUCCUAGGCGGCGUCCUCAACACACCUGGCUCAACUCUCAUACCCAACCGUAACCCCCACAAAGGAGAAGGUGAUGGCCAUCUUAUUCACCAUUGUGUUCUCAGUGCUUGGCAUAAUUCCUGGUACAAUGUAGUGUGUAAUAAAUAUUCAUUAACCAAAUCUA
Messenger RNA from Vicugna pacos (alpaca), 4531 nucleotides. The record is from RefSeq and is a predicted model, not a curated record. Lineage: Eukaryota; Metazoa; Chordata; Mammalia; Artiodactyla; Camelidae.